UAGGAUCUAGCUGUUAUCACUGCUGUAUAUUACUAUUUAUCUCCCAAUAUGGCGGAACUUCCGGAGGCGGCCAGAGGGCUGGAGUGGGUCAGACUGUGAAGCGACCAGAGGCCACUGAUAACCGGUGACAGGUAGUGUCAGGACUCUUAUUAAUACAAGAUUCCGGAAGGAGAACAUUGGAACAAGAGGAGAAAGUCGGACUAUACAAACACAAUGACAGCAAAUCCCUUUCACUACUUGAUAGAGCCACUAUCUUGCAGCACAGACAAGGCUUUCUUUAACAUCUCUAAACUUCAAGCUGACGAAUAUGACUCUCUGCCUUACUGUAUUCGUGUGGUGCUGGAAGCAGUUGUACGGAACUGUGAUGGUGUCCUGGUGAAGAAAGAAGAUGCCAUAAGCAUUUUGGGCUGGAAGACUAACUGCAAACACAGAGAUGUUCCCUUCUUGCCAGCUCGCAUCUUGCUGCAGGAUUUCACGGGCAUUCCUGCAAUGGUGGAUUUUGCAGCAAUGAGAGAUGCAGUCAAAAAAAUUGGAAAAGAUCCUAAACAAGUAAACCCGGCAUGCCCCACAGACCUUAUUACAGAUCAUACGCUGCAACUGGAUUUCAGUAAAUGUAGUGCUGCUCAAAGCAUCCCCAGUGUACCAGCAACUGAAAUACACAAAUCGGCAUCCAAACUAUCGCCGGCAAAAACUCAGGGGAAAAAACCACACUGCAGAAGCCAAAACAGUUGCAAAGGAGCUUGCGAUUCAGGAGCUUCAAACGGCAAUUCCCGUACACAGAUUGAGAACACCCCUUUACUGUGUCCGUUUCAUCUGCAACCCAUUCCUGAGCCAGAAGCUGCGUUAAAAAGUCUUGAUGUGGAAUUUAAUCGAAAUAAGGAGAGGCAUCGCUUUUUCAAGUGGUGUUCAAAGGCUUUCCAGAAUGUGUCUGUGAUUCCACCAGAGACGGGCACCGUGCAUCAAGUUAAUCUAGAAUUUCUUUCACGAGUUGUGAUGGAAGAGAAGGAUUUUAUGUAUCCAGAUAGUGUUCUUGGUACAGACUCCCACACGACAAUGGUGAAUGGCUUGGGGAUCUUAGGAUGGGGGGUAGGAGGAAUUGAGUCAGAAGCGGCUAUGCUAGGAGUGCCUAUUACUUUUACCCUGCCAGAGGUGGUUGGAUGUAAACUGACCGGCUCUGUCAGCCUUCUUGCAACUUCUAUAGAUGUUGUUUUAAGCAUCACUAAGCAAUUAAGACAGGCCAACCUAGAUGGCAAAUUUGUGGAGUUCUUUGGGACUGGGGUCUCUCAGCUGUCAGUUGCUGAUCGUACCACAAUAGCCAACAUGUGUCCAGAGUAUGGAGCAACCGUGGCCUUCUUUCCAGUGGAUAGAGUAACCUUGAGCCAUCUUAAGCAGACAGGUUUUGAGGCUGACAGACUUAGGCUGUUUGAAGCCUAUCUUAAAGCUGUGAAAUUGCUGAGAGAGGAAGAUGAUGGACCUCCAGGGUAUUCUGAGGUCAUAGAAAUAAAUCUAAACUCAAUAGUGCCAUAUGUGAGUGGACCCAAAAGACCCCAGGACAAGGUGUCUGUGAAUGACAUGAAAAAGGAUUUUGGGACAUGUCUAAAUGAAAAGGUUGGAAACAGAGCAUUUCAUAUUCCUGCAGAGAAGCAGAGCACAGUUGUUCCUGUGAUAUACGGAAGCUCAGAGUACAGCCUGUCACACGGCUGUGUCGUCAUUGCAGCUGUCAUCAGUUGCACCAAUAACUGUAAUCCAUCUGUCAUGCUGACAGCAGGUUUAUUAGCUAAGAAGGCUGUUGAAGCUGGGCUCACAGUGAAACCAUACAUAAAGACAAGUCUGUCUCCUGGGAGUGGUACUGUUACACAUUACCUCAGUGCUAGUGGGGUUCUGCCCUAUCUUAACCAGCUUGGGUUUGAUAUUAUUGGUUAUGGUUGUUCCAGAUGCGUCGGUAACACUAACCCUUUACCAGAGGAGAUUGUUACAGCUAUAAAAGAGGGGGAGCUGGUGGCUUGUGGAGUUUUCUCAGGGAGCAAACAUUUUGAAGGGCAUCUGUGUGACUGCAUCCGUGCCAACUACCUGGCAUCUCCACCUCUCGUUAUUGCCUAUGCCCUUGCUGGAACUGUAAAUAUAGAUCUGCAGACUGAAGCCUUGGGGGAAGACACUCAGGGUAAGAAGAUUUAUCUACGGGAUAUCUGGCCAAGCCGUGAGGAAGUUCUGCAAGUGGAAGAGAAUUUGGUGAUUCCAUCCAUGUUCACAGAACUGAAGGCGAAAAUGACGAAGCAGAGUACACGUUGGGCCUCACUGGAUGUUCCUGAAAGCACUUUAUUCCUGUGGGAUCCGAGAUCCACAUAUAUUCGAAGCCCACCAUUUUUCCAUAAGCUAGAAAAGGUCCCCCCACCUCUACAACCAAUUGAGAAAGCUCACGUGUUGCUUUAUUUAGGUGAUUCUGUAACAACGGACCACAUUUCCCCUGCUGGAAGCAUCCCACGGACCAGCCCAGCUGCCAAGUAUUUGACACAGAAAAACCUUGCUCCCCGUGAGUUUAAUUCAUACGGUGCUCGGAGGGGUAAUGAUGCUGUGAUGACUCGAGGCACAUUUGCAAACACAAAACUUUUGAAUAAACUCAUUGGCAAACUGGGACCAAAAACCAUCCACGUUCCCUCAGGACAAACGAUGGAUGUUUUUGAAGCUGCAGAACUGUAUCAAAAAGCAGAUAUCCCUCUUAUUAUUAUAGCUGGAAAAAAGUAUGGGUCAGGGAGUUCGAGAGACUGGGCUGCCAAAGGACCUUUAUUGUUGACAAACAGUGGGAAGGUUUUCAAUGUGAUUGCAUCUUUAAAUAAUGAAGUAGACGUUAUCAUCUAUAAACAUGGAGGAAUAUUAAACUAUGUAGCUCGGAAGUAUUUAUAGUGACAUACACAAAGGACAAUAGCUACUAAAAAGGACUUCAGAUUGCUCCUGUGUUAUCUCAUCAGCAGUGGAUGGUGUGAGAGGACGCAUAUGUGGAACUUCUGCACUUUCAGUUAAAGACUGGUGCUAUUGGCAUGCCUUUCUUAAUCCUGCACCCCUGGACAAACGUCUGUUUGCUUAGAUAAUUAUGGAAGAGUCUGUGUCUCAUGAAAAGGCACUUGUACAAACACUCUGCUCUAUAAAACUGAACUGCUAUUUUAUGGAGCAGUUUUAAAACGACAAAAAAAGCAGUGGCCUAUUAUUUAAAAAAUUAAAUAUUCUGCUUUUACAGAAAAAAAAAUCUCUCAAUCACUUGCUGGAUUUAAAGCUGCCACUGAAACAAAGACUAAUUUACUUUAUAUUGUGUUCAUAACACAAUAUUAGUUAUGUUUAAAAUAUAAUAAAAUAAAGAUACUGAAACUUU
Bombina bombina (fire-bellied toad) is the source of this 3364-nucleotide messenger RNA. RefSeq names its product iron responsive element binding protein 2 (gene IREB2). Gene Ontology annotation, biological process: citrate metabolic process; tricarboxylic acid cycle. Gene Ontology annotation, molecular function: aconitate hydratase activity; 4 iron, 4 sulfur cluster binding; iron-responsive element binding. NCBI's taxonomy places the organism in Eukaryota, Metazoa, Chordata, Amphibia, Anura, Bombinatoridae. The record is from RefSeq and is a predicted model, not a curated record. Gene Ontology annotation, cellular component: mitochondrion; cytosol.